AUGCCGCCUACCACAUCAACUGAAUCAACAGAAAAAAUUAAAAUUAGUUCCAAUGAUGGAGUAGUAUUUGAAAUCGGCCAAGACAUUAUUAAACAAUCAAGUACAAUCAAAGAAAUGUGCAGUGAUCUUGGUGACCUUGUUUAUUCUAUGCCAACUCCAUUACCAAAUGUCAAAGCAUCAAUUUUAAAACCGAUAAUUGACUUUUGUGAACAUCAUAAAGAUGACCAGCCGCCGGUUGUUGACGACGAUGACGACGAUCCAAACAAAGAUCAGUUUGAACCAAAACGAUCUGAUGACAUUUCUGAGUGGGAUCAGGAGUUUAUUAAACAAUUUACCGUUAAAGAAGGGACACUUUUUGAUAUCAUUAUGGCUGCUAAUUAUCUUGGUAUAAAAACAUUAUUAGCUGUUGGGUGUAAAACAAUUGCCAAUAUGGUUCGUGGAAAAGCAUCGACCGAAGUUCGUGAAAUGUUUAAUAUUUCAUACGAUCCUCCUGGUCAAGGACUUAAUGCGCCGCAAACUCCUAGUGAAGGUGAUAAUUCAACACCCUCAACACCUCUUCCAACAUCAACACAACGACAAUCUUCUACUAAUUCUGAUACAAAUCAGACACCCGCAGUCGAUCCAAUGAACGAAUAA
Messenger RNA from Didymodactylos carnosus, 636 nucleotides. NCBI's taxonomy places the organism in Eukaryota, Metazoa, Rotifera, Eurotatoria, Philodinida, Philodinidae. The record is from the annotation of a GenBank genome assembly.